Molecule: messenger RNA, 1815 nt
Organism: Aspergillus nomiae NRRL 13137
Lineage: Eukaryota; Fungi; Ascomycota; Eurotiomycetes; Eurotiales; Aspergillaceae
Product: Y-family DNA polymerase
Exons: 2
Coding region: 1-1815 (604 amino acids)
Biological process (GO): error-prone translesion synthesis
Cellular component (GO): nucleus
Molecular function (GO): damaged DNA binding; DNA-directed DNA polymerase activity
Source: RefSeq, a predicted model, not a curated record
AUGGAAUCACCGGGCGAGACGCCUACUGACGAGGUACCAUCCACUUCAAAGGAAGUGUCCGAUGAAUAUGCGACAUUGAAAUACCAGUUAUUAGGUCCCUCCUUGACCAAGGCAGGUCAGGAUGCGGUAGACCAGCAGAAGGUAUCGGAAAUAAUAUACAACGCAUCUAAAGGAUCGAAGUUCUUUAAUCAUGAGCAAAACCGCGACCGGAUCCUAACGGAAAAGAUUGAGCGCAUCUUAAAAGAGAAGAGCCGUCUUGAAAAUCUAGAUCUGUCUCACGACCUACGGAGGGCGGAUCAGCUUCUAGAUGAACUGGAACUCAGUCGAGACUUGUCGCAAUAUAUCGUCCACGUUGACUGCGAUGCUUUCUUUGCUGCAGUCGAAGAACUGGACCGGCCGGAAUUGAAAACCGUCCCUUUUGCGGUGGGCAGAGGAGUCCUAACUACCUGUAAUUACGAGGCUCGAAAGUUCGGCUGCCGAAGUGGGAUGGCUUCAUUCGUAGCCGUGAAAUUGUGUCCGCAGCUCAUCUGCCUCCCCAUAAACCACCAGAAGUACAGUGCAAAGGCGCAGGAGAUUCGCGCUAUCUUUGCCCAAUACGACCCGCUCUUUGAAAGUGCUAGCAUAGACGAGGCAUACUUGAAUAUAACCGCCUAUUGCACGGAAAAUCAAAUCGAUCCGGAAGAUGCUGUUAAUCGCAUGCGAGCGGAGGUAUUGGAACAAACGAAAAUCUCCGUGUCUGCUGGCAUCGCAGCGAAUGCAAAGAUCGCCAAGAUCGCAUCGAACCGCAACAAACCAAACGGCCAGUUUCGCGUCCCUAACGAUAGAGAUGCCAUUCUGGAGUUCAUGAAGGAUCUUCCUGUGCGAAAAGUCAAUGGUGUAGGGCGAGUCUUUGAACGUGAGCUGGAAGCAGUUGGAAUUAAAACCUGCGGCGAUAUACAUCCUCAACGCGCACUCCUGGCCAAGCUGUUCGGCGAAAAGGCAUUCCAUUUUCUGGCCCAAUGCUACCUUGGGCUAGGGAGAACAAAGAUUCAGCCGGCGGAAAACUAUGAGCGAAAAAGUGUCGGCACCGAGAGCACGUUCAAUGAAAUGGGCGGGAAGGAGGCUCUCAGAGAAAAGCUCUGGGCGAUCGCCCAGGAGCUGGAGAAAGACCUGACUCGGACUGAAUUCAAGGGCCGCACGUUGGUGCUUAAAGUGAAGUUGGCUACAUUCGAGGUUCUCUCCCGACAGUGCCAACCACCCCGAGCAGUAUUUCUGGCUAACGAUCUCUACAUGUUCUCCCUCCCAAUGCUAGAAAAGCUCGAGAAGGAGAUCCCUAACAUGAAAUUGCGUCUUCUCGGCCUUCGCUGCACCAAUUUGGUAAGCACCAAGAAAGGGGGAAUUGAUUUCUUCGGUUGGGCCACGCGUUCCAAACCUACCGUUGAGUCGACUUCGGAUGCAGCUGAACAAGAGAUCAGUGCGGAAGAAGCAUUUGAGAGAGCUGCCCGCCAGGAGAUACAGGAGGACAUGAACGACCUGGAGAAGCUCAGUCAGGAAGUAUCUGAGCCCAACGAAGUGGAUCAGUCUGAAAAGGGCCCUGCCACCCCGUCUGAAUCACAGCCUAUGUAUUGGGAUUGCCCAGUUUGCUCAAAACCACAGGUUGCGGAUGACCGAGUAUUCAAUGAACAUGUCGACUACUGUCUCUCAAAACAAACUAUUAAGGAAGCCAUCCAAGGGGCUUCACAAGAUGCCGAGCCUGUACCACCAAAAUUGCGGAAGAGGAAGGGCACAUCGCAGGAGCCUGUUGACCCGCGCCAAAAGCGACUGUUCUUCACAUGA